AUGAACGCCAGCAGUUCUCCGACAGAGCGCAAUGCCGCCGUGGAGGAGAAGACCGGGGACGUGGUCGGCGUGGCUGCGGUGAACGAUGGCAGCAGCGGAGGCGAUGCGGCGUCGGUGCGGACGGCGGGUGGCCGAAGCACGCAUGUCCCGCUGCGCAUGAAGAUCAUCUCGGUCCUGCUCGUGACGGCGAUUGGGUUCGGCUCGCAUUGGAGCAGCGGCGUGACGGGCGCGAUGAAGAGUACGCUGAAGAAGAAACUGCACAUCAACAAUGCGCAGUACGCGGUGCUGGAGGCUAGCGAGGACUUCAUGGUGACGGCGUUGAUCCUGGUGAGCGGGUUGGUGACGGAUCGGAUUGGUGGUGCUGGUGCCAUGCUCUGGGGCAAUGCCAUUUACAGCGUCGGAGCCAUUCUCAUCGCAGCAGCCACGACGGUCCGCAACUACAAGUUCAUGAUCUUCGGCGUCGUGGUGCAGUCGUUCGGCGACAUCGCCACGCAGGUCGCGCAGUACAAAGUCUUCAGCUCCUGGUUCGCGCCGUCCAACGGCUUCGCGUCGACGCUCGGCUUCGAGCUGGGAAUCGGAAAGAUCGGGUCCUUCGUGGGCAAGGCGACGGCCAACGUCAUCGCGAAGAAGACGGGCGACUUCAGCUGGGUGUACUGGACGGCCGUCUUCAUGAACCUGUUCACCAACGCCGCCACGCUGGUCUUCUGGUUCUUCACGCGCUGGUGCGAGCGGCGCUUCGCGGGCAAGGCGGACCCGGCGACGGGCGAGGCGCUGACGGAGAAGAACAAGAAGUUCGAGGUCGGCAAGAUGCUGCGCCUGCCGUGGCCCUUCUGGGGCAUCAUCUUCUUCUCGCUCUUCCAGACCAGCACCGCCGUCGUGUACUCCUCCAACGCCACCGAGCUCGCUGAGCAGCGCUUCAACAUCGACGCCGUCACUGCUGGUUGGUACAGCGCCAUGAGCCAAUACCUCGGCUUCUUCCUCGUCCCGUUCAUCGGCAUCUUCGUCGACCUGCUCGGCAACCGCCUGACGCUGAUGCUCAUCUGCGGCCUGGGGAUGCUGCUGUCCAUGUGUCUUGCGGCCUGGGGCCCGUCGAUCGGUGGCACCGCCGCGUCGUUUGGUAUCUACGCUGUCGCCUUCCUUUUCGGUCCAACCGUCAUCAUCGACGGCAUCCGCACCUCCAUGUGGUACCAGGAGGUCUUCGGCGCCGGCUACGCCGUCAAGAUCGCCGUCAACAACAGCAUGAACAUCAUCGUGCGUAUCGUUGCUGGUGUCAUCCAGGACCGCGACAACGACAGCUACGACAACGUCGUCAUCAUCUACGUCGUUCUCGCUGCCGGAUCUGUGGUUGUGGCGGCGUCGCUGUUCACCUACGGCUUCUUCAACGUCGAUCUGGGCAGACUGCAGUGGACUAAGAAGCAGCGCUUGGCCAAUGGCGAAGUCAUCAACCGCCGCCGCGACGAGUUUGACAGCGGUGAGGAGGGCGCGAGGAACAGGAGGAUUAGUAUGGGUUUCUUUGUCUUUUUGAUGUUCUUGAUUGUGGGCGCUUGGGUGGCGUAUUUCUGGGGCGUUGCUACUGGUAAUAACUAUUAG
This is a messenger RNA of Lasiodiplodia theobromae, 1590 nucleotides long. RefSeq names its product MFS transporter. The coding region runs from base 1 to 1590 and encodes 529 amino acids. The record is from RefSeq and is a predicted model, not a curated record. Gene Ontology annotation, biological process: transmembrane transport. Gene Ontology annotation, molecular function: transmembrane transporter activity. NCBI's taxonomy places the organism in Eukaryota, Fungi, Ascomycota, Dothideomycetes, Botryosphaeriales, Botryosphaeriaceae. The transcript has 3 exons.